Messenger RNA from Pocillopora meandrina, 2050 nucleotides. NCBI's taxonomy places the organism in Eukaryota, Metazoa, Cnidaria, Anthozoa, Scleractinia, Pocilloporidae. The record is from the annotation of a GenBank genome assembly.
AUGAAGAAAAGGGAGGUAAUAAGACUGAACAAGCUCACUUUUUUAUAGUCCAUGUUGGAGUCACAGCAACCUGAUUCUGUUAAGAUAACUUGAAUACACUAAAAACUGGACAGGAUUGUCACCAGAAAUUUGUUAAUCAUAAUUUAUCUUCCAACUUUCAGGAAUGUUUUCCACUGACAAACUACUUACAAAGACAGCCAGAGAUAAGUGCACAGAUGAGAGCCACAUUGGUUAAUUGGUUGGUUGAGGUUCAAGAACAGUUAAAACUUUACCAUGAAACCCUGUAUCUGGGUGUGAAACUUCUGGAUCAUUUCCUUGAGAGGAACACAAUAAAGCAGGAUGAACUGCAGCUUGUUGGAGCUACAUCUCUUUUUAUCUCAUCUAAAUUAGAGGUACAACUCUUUCCCCUGAUCUGCAUGUGCAUCAGAAGUUGUAUAAAAACACAUCAUUUUGUGGAUGAAAGAUGCCUCAAAGAAACUUAAAUGUCCACAUAGUCUUCGCAUAAUUAAAACAGUAACUUUAACUUUACCUGCACAAAUGUUUCAGCGGCCAAAUGACUCAAUUGCAGCGUACAUGAAGAUUUUAAGCAGAAUAAAAAGUCUUAUGAAAUUUUGAAGCUGCUAAAUUGAAAUGGAAAGAUUUCCAUAUAAUACCAUACUUCAACUGCAAUAGAGUGUUAAAAUAAACUAAGAACAAUACAGAUAACCAUUGUGUCUACAGCUUGGGUCUGGAACAGUAUGAGGUUGAACAAAAUUCUUUAUGUAAAAACAAGACUGAGUAGAAGAUACUGUUUCAAUCACAUCUACCUUUAUUUCAUUCUAGGAGCGAGAUCCUCCACGCAUGGAUGACUUCAUUUUCAUCUGUGAUGAUGCAUACAAACAACAGCAGUUUAUUGCAAUGGAAAUUAAAAUCUUGUCCAGUUUGGGAUUUGAUAUUAACAUCCCCAUUCCUUACAGGUUCCUCAGGCGAUAUGCAAAGGUUAGAAAAACCAAUAUUGUUAUUGUAUGACGCACAUAAAAUUUAAAUUGUGAAUGAACCGACUUUGCCUAAAGGUUUUCAUUGAGGAAAUGUACUAGGAUUCCAAGUAGCUGCACCUUUAUUAAAACUAUUUUACAACAGACCUCAAUGUGUUGUUACCUCCACGUUGAAGAUGAUAUAUUUAUAUGAUGUUUGUCCCCUUCUAGUAUCAUAAUCCAAUUCCCUGUGAUGUCACAAAUCUCAAGUUCUGGUACAGUUUCCAUAGUUGUCUUUCUUGCUACCUUUGGGAAAAAAUGCUCUGUUUAAACAUGCCAUAACAAAACACUCUGGUGCAUUAGCUCAAGUUGUAAUAAACACUUUCAGUCAAUAUGCUGUCCAUCUUUUGCUCUAGAGUCAGUUGUCCAACUAGACUCUUCUUAUUCAUUCUCAUGCUUCAUGUUUUAGUUAUAUCAUUAUUCUUGUCUUCAGGCUGCAUUUGUAAGUGGUAAAACACUCACAUUGGCUUAUUAUCUUCUGGAAUGCUCCCUUCUUGAAGAUCAAUUUAUUCCAAGAAGAGCCUCACUGAUGGCUUCAUCUUGCUUGAACCUGGCUAUGAUGAUGAAGAACUGUGGAGAAUGGACAGUUACUUUGGUACAUUACACAGGCUACAGCAAGGAACAGCUAUGUGAUUGUGUAUUACAGCUCAAUGCAAUGAACAGUGCACCAGCUGACAAAAACUUGAUGGCUGUGAGAAAUAAGUAUUCACAUAAAGAUUUUCAUGAAGUUUCUACAAUCCUGCCUUUAGACCCAGAUUAACCAUUAAAAUCUAAAUUAAUUGCUCUCAUAUGUUAACAAAUUGUAUAGAUCUAAUAGACAUACAUUGAGAAUAAGAAUAUUCAAAAGAUACAUUCAUUUAUAUCUUAUUAGUUAUGAGUUUAGGAAAAUAACUUCUUUCAUGACUAUUAAUUAUGGUAUGAGAAGCAGCAAGAGCUAAAUAUGGUAAGCUUCUUUUUAUCAAUCAGUAUACUUUUACCAUCUGUUGUUGCGACAGAAGAAAAAACAGAGAGACUGGACUCUCAUCCCUACAAGCCUG